Vollenhovia emeryi is the source of this 2638-nucleotide messenger RNA. RefSeq lists its product as uncharacterized. Gene Ontology annotation, cellular component: extracellular matrix. The transcript is spliced from 2 exons. Lineage: Eukaryota; Metazoa; Arthropoda; Insecta; Hymenoptera; Formicidae. The record is from RefSeq and is a predicted model, not a curated record. Bases 262 to 2256 code for a protein of 664 amino acids. Gene Ontology annotation, molecular function: protein binding.
GAGGGGAAGGUCUAGUAAAUAAGUAACCUACGAAUGCGAGAACUGCUUCAGUCCGCGUUACAAUUAGUUCGACCGUUUACCGUUAAUCAUAACAGCUCGCACGAAAAAUCCCUCGCGCGAUGACCGUCGCACUUCGUUCCGUCUGAUCGUCGAAAUGAGUACAACGCAGGCCUGUUUCCUUCACGACGUUCGUCCACACCAUUAAUCGCAACGAAACUGCAUCGUUUCGCCCUGUAAUCCCUUUGCACGUCAGUUCAAGAGAUGGAUAGUGCCGCAACUUUAGUGUUAUUCGGCCUGCUGAUCGCGUUCGCCGGCGAUGCCGCGGCAUCGUGCAGGAAGAUGGCGAACGAGGAGAUGCUGGAGUACUUCUGCGAGGGCGGCCAGCCCGCUGAUUUGGCCACCGUGCCCGAGACAACCGAGAAAUUGCGGAUCAUCAGGAUGCCGCUCGGCCGAAUAACCGCCGACACGUUCGCGAGAUUCGGCAGGAACCUUUGGGUGCUGAGCUGCUCGCACUGCGAGAUCACAGACAUCGAUGCGGACGGCUUUCGGCGCCUCGCCAGUCUUCAGCAGCUCAGCUUGGACAGCAACCGCCUGACGACCGUUCGAGCGUCGUGGUUCGAAGGCCUCAACUACCUGACGUAUCUCGAUCUCAACUACAACGACAUACGUGACAUCGAGGACGGCGUCUACAAGAAUCUACCCAGUCUCGUGGACCUGAGGGUCUCGGGGAACCGACUGCGAUGCCUGAAUCUCGACGAGAUGUCACGCUUGAGGGAGCUGAAGCGUAUGUUCCUCAGCGAGAACUCCGACUUCGCCUGCCCGCACGCCGUCAGCAAAUUCCUCGAGAAUCAGGGCGUUGCCUUCGAGCAAGACCCCGAGUGGAGGAGACUCGCCAGUGACACGAUCGACGUUCACGUCCCGCCGAGCGUGCAGGAGGGCAGGGAAACCGUGCCGGCGCAUCGCGAGAGGUUGCACCCCGACAGGAGGCCACCUCCGGAGGAGUCGGAAGUACCUUACGGGACGAGAGACAGGAUGUUUCAUCCGGACCAUGCGGAGGCGCAUCGCCCGCGCCACAGGAAACCGACGACCACGACCACUGUGCGGCCCAAACAGGAGGAAUUUCCCGUGCCGCGAGUGGAACCGAGAUUUCCGGACGCGCAACCCCCGCACGCACCGUCGGAGUCGUCGCAUCAGGUAGUGUCUUACCCGUACCCAACGCCGGAAACGCCGCCCCCGGAAGACAUCAGGUUGUCGAGAAUCGAUGAGUCAUCGCGAGCGGAGCACACCUUGACGUAUCCGUCGUAUCCAACACGCGAGACGACGCCCCACUGGUCAUAUCCAACGCGCGAGACGACGCCCCACUGGUCAUAUCCAACGCGCGAGACGACGCCCCACUGGUCAUAUCCAACGCCGGAGAGAUCUCGAGUACCGCCCGUGACGUCGUUGUCGGAGGACACCAGGGUAGCGGGAACCGACAGGCCGCCGCAAGCGGAACGCAUGCUUACGUACCCGCCGUACAUUCCAACGCGCGAAACGAUGCCCUAUCCGUCGUAUCCCACAUCGGAGAGGUCGCGAGUAUCAGGACCCUCGGACGACGAAACGACAGGAGAGUCCGGGCGACUACCGUCGCAGGCGGGAAACACCGUGACGUACCCGCUGUACGUCACUACGUCUGGCGGUCUGGAGAGAACGCCGCAUGGGUCCAUUCAAGUGACGCGCCCAUCGUCCGGUAACUCGGACAUGGUCACCCUCGGGACUUGGUCCACGGACGACUCGGUCGAGGCCGACCCGUCCUGGACGCGGGAACGUCACGGACAGUCUCGCCGUCCUCCCGCCGGCGGCGACGACGACAAGGCGAUGUGGUCAACGAGAACGCCGUAUUACGGACAAGACCCGAGUAAGAUGAUCGUCGAAGACUCGUCGUCCGAGACCGGCGACGACCUCUUCGUCGCCACGGAUCGAUCGCGGACCACGACGACACCCGACCUACAUUACGUCAGACCCUCGCCACCGGAACUGAUAUACCCGCUGUCGACGGACGAGUUCUAUCAAGCUCCGUAUUACGAGUCGACGGUCACCGUGCAUCCGCCGUUGCAGAAUUAUCAGGAGGGCGGCGUUCGCCCGAUAGAGACGACGACGGACAAGCCACUUCCCGAAUGCCCGGAGAAUUCGGCACCGAACGCCCGACCGGCCGCCGCACUGCUGACGCUCGUCGUCGUCGCCGUCCUCGGUCGCGCCGUCGGGGAGAGGUUUUAGUCUCGAGCGCGCCUCCCUCGUCGUCCAAUUCGGCAGGAGAGAAUCCGAACUGAGCUCCCGCCGGUCCAAGGAACGCAUCCGUACACCGUUGUGACCGGAUGACCUGGACUUUGAAUCGCGCGCAUUUAUAUAUUUAACAUUGUAACGUCUCCUCAUAGUCACCGAGUAUUUCCCCCAAAGACGCUUCAUAGGAUUAUUAACCAGACGCAGAUAAUUAGCGAGAGUCGAGAUGGGUGGGACUUUCUCUUCGGGAUCGAAAAUCUCGUUCUCCGGAAACGGCAGAGCCAGCUAAACUUGAUGCUGGGCCAAGGAAGCGGCGGAAGCCGAACAUCUGGAGAGGAUGCUGAAGAUCGAGAACGAGGAAAACGCAGCCACGAACGAU